ACGAACAGUGCCCCUCUCGACGACCAUUACUCGUCAACGUGGUCUUCUCGAACGACCCUCAACCGAUACUCCGGAAAUAUACAAGCAUCGGCAUCUCUGCUUCGUUCGACAUACAACACUGUUCAUCAGGCCGCUUCUCUUUGUCUUAUGUCUCUUAUGUUGUCUAUCAGCCCAGGCUUGUAUGAGACGAUCAUGACAAAGCAAAGUCUUAACUCGUGUAUUCUGAGCUGAUAUCUCAAAAGACGACAGUUCUUAUCGAGCGCGCUCCACCGAUUCGCCGGCUUCUUGAGCCUAUAGUGCUCUCGUGUUAUCUAGAGGCUCCUUUCGACCACAUCAUAUCCAUCCUCAGACCUGAAUAUGACCGCCUCUGGAGCAUCAUACACCAUCUCCGGCAGCCUGACCCCGGCUCAGAUCGCCGCAGUCAGGCAAGCGGCGGCAGAAGUGCUUCCUCAGUGCCGCGAUUUCCUAGCUUCGCUGGUGCGCAUCGAUACCACCAACCCUCCAGGGAGGAACUACCUCGAGUGCGCGCAGCUCAUCGGCCACACCCUCGCCUCGCUCGGAUACGCGGUGGAGUACGUCGAGGUCCCCGCGGAACAGCUCCCGGCCCUCGCGCCCGCUGGCGAGGGUCUGCCGCGUACGAACGUGAUCGGACGUCUGCGCGGGACAGAGGGGCGCAAGACACUGCACGCGAACGGCCAUUUUGACGUUGUGCCCAUUGGCACCGUCGAGGACUGGCGAUACCCGCCGUUCGGUGCCGAGGUUCAUGGGGGUCGCAUGUAUGGCCGUGGUACGUCCGAUAUGAAGGGCGGCAUUGCUGCGCAGAUAUUUGCCGUAGAGGCGAUCAAGAGGGCUGGUCUGAAGCUGAAGGGGAACAUAGAACAGUCUGGCGUUGUCGAUGAAGAAACGACUGGCGUGCGGAAUGCUGGCAUGGGGUUCCUCGUGGACAACGGGUACAUCAAGGCGGACGAGAUCGACGCGAUCGUGAUCACAGAGCCCCUGAACACGACCAACGUCUGCUGUGGCCACCGCGGCACGAUCUGGGGAACCGUGACCUUCCGCGGCCGCCUCUCGCACGGCUCUAUGCCCGGGCUCGGCGUGAACGCGCUGCACCACGCCUGCGCGUUCGUGCAGCUCGCGACGAGCACGCUCUGCCCGCGGCUUGCGGACCGGCGCGACGAGCGCGUGAUCCCGCCCGAGGCGCGCAUGGCGUCGCUCGCGUUCACGCAGCUCCGCGCGGGCGACAACAUCAACACCGUGCCGAGCGUCGCGGCCGUGUCGUUCGACCGCCGGCUCGUCCCCGGGGAGACGCUCGCGGACGCGCGCAGGGAGAUCGCGGACGUCCUCGCGGCGCUGAAGGCGACGCCCGGGUUCGAGGACCUCAGGUACGAGUACGCGGAGAACUACGCGACGGAGGCGACGUGGGUCGACCCGGAGCAGCCGAUCGCGGCGGUGUUCCGGGACGCGAUUCAGGUCGUGACGGGCCAGGAGGCGGGCAUCGUCAGCUCGCCGGGGAGCGACGACCAGCGCUUCCCCGUGCACUCGCUCAGCCCGCCGCUGAACGCGACCAUCGUCUACGGCCCGGGCUACAUCUCCGAGGCGCACGUCGCCAACGAGAGCAUCGACAUCGCGGGCGAGCUCCAGGUCGGGCUCGAGGUCAUGGCACUCGCGUUCGCCGCGUUUCUCGGCGUUGACGCCGCUUAG
Postia placenta MAD-698-R-SB12 is the source of this 1701-nucleotide messenger RNA. RefSeq lists its product as hypothetical. The record is from RefSeq and is a predicted model, not a curated record. Gene Ontology annotation, molecular function: hydrolase activity. Bases 358 to 1701 code for a protein of 447 amino acids. The transcript is spliced from 4 exons. NCBI's taxonomy places the organism in Eukaryota, Fungi, Basidiomycota, Agaricomycetes, Polyporales, Adustoporiaceae.